Messenger RNA from Oryctolagus cuniculus (rabbit), 6053 nucleotides. The record is from RefSeq and is a predicted model, not a curated record. NCBI's taxonomy places the organism in Eukaryota, Metazoa, Chordata, Mammalia, Lagomorpha, Leporidae.
CCGACGCCCACUCCCCCAUCCCCGCCCUGGCCGGGGCUGCGGGGACUUGGGGGUCGCCCCUCGCCCUCCCCCUUGUGGCCAUUGGGCCGCUCCGCGUUGCGCGGGUGCGCGGGGCGGGGCGGGGCCCUCCCCAUCUCCCCUCGGCUCCCCUCCCCUAUUUCCCGGGGUGGGGACGUCGGGAGGCGGAGGCGUGGAGGGGCUGCGGCGGGGCGUCCGGUUACAUCUGGGUCUUCCGCACCCGGCGGCCGCAGAGCGCUGAGUUUGCGGGCUCGCAGUUGGGCAGCAUGCGGGCUGCGUGGAUGCGGGCGCUGCUGCUGCAGCUGCUGCUGGCGGGGCCUGGGGGCUGCCUGAGCCGCCAGGAGCUCUUCCCGUUCGGGCCGGGGCAGGGGGACCUGGAGCUGGAGGACGGGGACGACCUCGUCUCCCCGGCCCUGGAGCUGAGCGGGGCGCUCCACUUCUACGACAGAUCCGAUAUCGACUCGGUCUACGUCACCACAAAUGGCAUCAUUGCCAUGAGCGAACCCCUGGCCAAGGAAUCCCAUCCCGGGCUCUUCCCACCAGGCUUUGGUGUGGUCACACCUUUCCUGGUGGACUUGGACACGACCGAUGGCCUCAGGAAGGUUUAUUAUCGAGAAGACUUAUCUCCCUCCAUCAUGCAGCUGGCAGCAGAAUGUGUCCAGAGAGGGUUCCCAGAGGUCUCGUUCCAACCCAGCAGCGUGGUGGUUGUCACUUGGGAAUCUGUGGCUGCUUACCAAGGGCCUAACCAGGACCCUAUCCAAGAAGGCAAGCUUCCUGCUAAUAUAAACCCCAGGGAGACAGCAGGUGAUGUCUCAAGUACUUGGGUUCCUGCCACCCACAUGGGAGACCCAGAUGGUGUUCCCAACUCCAUCCUCAGCCUGCAGCAUUUGAAGCAGCAAGGCACUAGAUGCUCCCCUCAGCGAGUCAACGGGAAGGUGAAAGGGAGGAUCUUCGUGGGGACCAGCCAGGUGCCCGUGGUCUUUGAGAACACCGACCUGCACUCUUACGUGGUGAUGAACCACGGGCGCUCCUACACAGCCAUCAGCACCAUUCCCGAGACCGUGGGGUACUCUCUGCUCCCUCUGGCCCCCAUCGGAGGCAUCAUUGGAUGGAUGUUUGCCGUGGAGCAGGACGGAUUCAAGAAUGGGUUCAGCAUCACUGGGGGCGAGUUCACGCGCCGGGCGGCGGUGACCUUCGUGGGGUACCCAGGCAAGCUGGUCAUUAAGCAGCAGUUCAGCGGCAUCGACGAGCAUGGACACCUGACCAUCGACACAGAGCUGGAGGGCCGCGUGCCACAGAUCCCAUUCGGCUCCUCCGUGCACAUUGAGCCCUACACUGAGCUCUACCACUACUCCAGCUCAGAUAUUGAUGAAUGCGUAGAGCAGCCAUCAGUGUGUGGCAGCCACGCUCUCUGCAACAACCACCCAGGCACCUUCCGCUGCGAGUGUGUGGAGGGCUACCAGUUUUCCGACCAGGGAACGUGUGUGGAUGUGGAUGAAUGCCAGCCGAGCCGAUGCCACCCUGACGCCUUCUGCUACAACACCCCAGGAUCCUUCACGUGCCAGUGCAAACCUGGCUACCAGGGAGACGGCUUCCGUUGUAUACCUGGAGGUACGGUGAUGGGGUAUGUGGCAUUGCUGGCUCAUUGCUGUCUCUGUGAGGGGGGGGGGGGGGCAGCGGAUGCACAGCGGCCCCGCCCACCGGGGCUGUUUGUCCCCAAGUGUGAUGAGCACGGACACUACUCGCCUACCCAGUGCCACGGCAGCACAGGCUACUGCUGGUGCGUGGAUCGCGAUGGCCGUGAGGUGGAGGGCACAAGGACCAGACCCGGGAUGAGGCCCCCGUGUCUGAGUACUGUGGCUCCACCGAUUCAUCAGAGACCCUUAGUACCUACCGCUGUGAUCCCUCUGCCCCCUGGAACCCACCUACUCUUUGCCCAGACUGGGAAGAUAGAGAACAUGCUACUGGAUGGAAACACCAAGAAGAAGACGGAAGCCAAGGCUUUACUGCAUAUGCCGGGACCCCUGACCUCUGCCAAGAAACCACACAGACCUGGGGGCUUUCACAGUGGACUUGGGGCCGAGUUGCCAACAGAGUGGGAGGGGUAUCUCGGGAGCCCAGAAGGCAUCGCCGUUGACCACCUGGGCCGCAACAUCUUCUGGACGGAUUCUCAGCUGGACCGGAUAGAAGUCGCCAAGCUGGAUGGCACCCAGCGCCGGGUGCUGUUCGAGACCGAUUUGGUGAACCCCCGAGGCAUCGUGACGGAUUCCACCUCCAAAAAGCACCUAGGUGCACCGAGGUGUAAACUUUUUCUCAUAGGUCUUUCUUAUUUCUCUUCCUCUUUCCCCUUCUUUUCCUCCUCCAAGAACCUUUAUUGGACAGACUGGAACAGAGACAACCCCAAAAUUGAGACUUCCUACAUGGACGGCACCAACCACAGGAUUCUUGUGCAGGAUGACCUGGGGUUGCCCAACGGGCUGACUUUCGACACGUUCUCAUCUCAGCUCUGCUGGGUGGGUGCAGGCACCAACCGGGCAGAGUGCCUGCACCCCAGUCAGCCAGGCAGACGCAAGGUCCUCGAAGGGCUCCAGUAUCCUUUUGCUGUGACGAGCUACGGGAAGAAUCUGUACUACACAGACUGGAAGACGAAUUCUGUGGUGGCUGUCGAUCUGGCUGUUUCCAAAGAGAUGGAUUCCUUCCACCCCCACAAGCAGACCCGGCUGUAUGGCAUCACCACGGCCCUGUCUCAGUGUCCCCAAGGCGACAACUACUGCUCUGUGAACAACGGCGGCUGCACUCACCUCUGCUUGGCCACUCCAGGUAGCAGGACCUGCCGUUGCCCUGACAACACCAUGGGAGUGGACUGUAUUGAGCGGAAAUGAAGACAAGACUGCCGUGUUUCCUCUCCAAGUAUUUCACAGGAGCAUCCUACUUGAAUCUACUUGGUCCAGACUGAAAAACUGUCCUCUGCCUGAGUGACCACUAGGUUCAGGCCCAUCCCAGCCUGAGCCUCAACAACUUCCCCCCCACUAUUCCCCAAAACAUACACUUCUUUAAUGGGAAAGUUUCUCCCCCUGUAUAAGGACAGAAUUCCCACCCUGGCCCAACUCCAGAUAAGCUUAUACAAGCCUGGGUGAUGAUUACCUACCCCAUUCCAGUUCCCUGGACCUUUCCCAAAUCCUAGUCUCCCAGUGGUGAGUAGAACCACCCAAAGCCUAAGCAGCCCCCUCUCUGUGGCCUUAAAAGCUCAGCCUCAUUCUGAGGCACCCACCAUCCUAUCAGCUGUUCAACACACCAGCCUGGGUCUGCCUAGGUGAGGUUGUGAGUGAAGAAAGGAGUUAGCCCUCCCUUACUUUUUCUCUUGGUGCUCUGAUUUCCCUCUUUAUAUUCACAUUUUUUUAUUCCCUAGUUCCUCAUCACCUUCAUCCCAAGGCCCUCAUUGUAAGAACCAUGAUCUGCCUUUUGAUGAGAAAUUACCCAUCAUAGAGAAUAUAUGGGUACUUUAUGGAUGUUAAUGAGCAUCCUUUUCCAGAUGAGGUAUUGGCAUUUAAGUUAGUAGCCUUUGACACUCAAAGGCUUAAGUCAAAGGAGUAUCCUAUGAUAGGAAUUUCAAAGUGUAGAGUCAGAUGUUUGAGGAUGAGGAAUUACUUUGAUGUGCCUUAAAUUAUACCAGAGAUUACCAAAGUCAUCCUGUUUUCCCAAAGCUCCUGUAUUCCAGCAUGUGGUCUCUGGUGCUUCACCUUCACUGCUAGCACUGAUGUCCAGUCUCCUCAUGGAGAUUUGUCUGAGGUCUGAGACACAGCUUAGAGCUGGUACAAGGUGAUGACUUAACCAGUUCAUCAGUUUUGGUCUUUGCUCCAGAGAACCAGUUUAUACUUAACCAUGAAUCUGCUUAUCCUUUUGUUCUCGAUCCUUUAACUUUAGUGGCUAAAUGUGCAUCUAAAGACACAGUAUAGGAAGAGCAAAUUCAAUAAUUAUCUUAAUGGUCCAGACUCUUUAUUGCUCGUUUGUCUAAUUAAAGGGACCACUGCUACAUUUCAUAUUUAUGUUUUUACAAUUUGUUUAGAGAACCUCUUCCAUUAGUAGCUAGUGUUGUCUUUUGUCAACUGCUUCCCAGAGUCCUAAAGCAAUAGAAAUUUUGGACUGAAAGUUGAGCAUAAGGUGUUUGAGUCAAUAAAGGAUGGGAUAAGGGAGUACAGAAGACUUAAAGUAUCAUGAAGAGAUUAACCAAGAGCAGGAAUGGAAAACCCAAGAGAAAUGGGUGAGGGGAGGGGAUUUAUGAAUGGCAAUUAAAAAAAACCCUUUAAUAACUACACAGAGAAAAUAACACAUUUUUGCCAAAGAACACUUAUACUUGAGAACAUGGAAGAAUUUUCCUGAAAUUCUCCUUGGAGCAGAGAUCCCUCCCUAUUUCUUCAAAUCCCAGUGUGCUCAACUCCUUCACCUACAUACCCUCCUACCAUUGUCUGCACUUGCUUGUGAAGCACAUUGGAAACUAAGUUGGGAAAGUGUUUCCUUAAAUGAUUGGAGUUUGUUUUCAGAGACAAUUUUGUUUCCAAUAAUCAUAAGCUUUGCGGAACUUCUGAGUCUUUUAUAUAGUGCAAACUCAUAAAUUACUCUUUUUCUUGUAUUUAUCAUUCCUCACCAAGCCUUCUGUAUCAGAUGUUCAUCAUGAUUUUGUAAAUUUUAUAAGUAUUUUAUUCACUGUAUUACUAGAUUCAUUCUAAAAGUUUUUAAAUGGUAAAUUCCUAAACUGUGGAAACCCCAGGAGGUGCUUAAUAACUGUUGCCCCAGAUUUAUACAAAUAUUUGAUGACUCCUUGAUUUUAUCACAUACAAAUACUUGUAGAUGAACACACCUCCUCUUCAACCCUGUUACUCCUCCAAGUUUAGAUCUGGGCGGGUGUUCUCAAAGGUAGUUCCAGAACAGACCACAUGAGGGCAGUAAGAGCCUCUCAAUGCCUUUGUCUGGGAGUGAGGAGGUGGGAGGGGCCAGGCAGCCCAGGCAACUCCCUGAAAAAAAAGCUGUGCCCAGGCUUUCCCAGUGCCCUGCUGGAGAACUUUAAUACUGGCCAGCUGCCCAGCCUGCUGCCAAAGAAAGCCCAAAUGUGGAGGCUCAAGCCUCUGCAUUUUAAAUCAGAUUUUCUCCCAAGUAGCCCAACACCUUUCCUCCCAAAGCCAUCUCUUCAUUCUGAACAUUUGUAGACAUCCAUCACACUAAGGCCAGAGCCAUGUGCUUAGCACCAGGAGGAAUACACAGAAGUAUUCCUGGGACAGGCAUUUUGUACUGCGAUUAAGAGACAGCUUGGGACACCUGCAUCCCAUACUGGAGCGUUUGGGUUCAAGCCCCAGCUCCAGCUCCUGAUUCCAAUUACCUGCUAAUGUGUACCCCACUUAGAUUCCUGCCACCCACAUGGGAAACGUAGAUUUGAAUUCUAGGCUCCUGGCUUGAGCCUGGUCCCAGCCCCAGCUGUUGUGGGCAAUUGGGGAGUGAACCAGCAGAUAAAAGCUGUCUCCCUGCCUUUCCUCCCUUCCAAAUAAAAUGAAAAUAAUUAAUUGUUUAAACAUGAAACAUUCCUAAAUACAUCCUAUGGACACGUAAGUAUACGUAUACAUUUCUUCAUGGACAAGGUUAUGAGCGAAUCUAAAUGGAGAAUUACACAGGAUACCAAAUCCAGAAAAUGCAAGACCUUUGCAAAUAAAACAGUGCAUGUCUGAUUCCUAACUAGGAAUUACUAACAGCUGGUGUUAAAUGAUUAGUUCAAAAUCACUUCUAGUUAAGGAGGUGACGGAAUCAGGGAAAGGAGAGGUCUUGGUAGAAUGGCAUUCAUCUGUUGAAUGAUAGAAAGGAGACACCUCCCUCACAAUGACAUUGUGAGGAAGGAUCAGUUAUGCCCAGCGUGUGAGCAGGAAGCUGAGCCUCCAGGAAGUGGAGUGACUUGGCAGAGGGCAUGCCAUCCGCAGGUGCAGAGCAGGGUCCAACUCCAGCUCUGGGUUGCUUCAAACAUCCCUUGCCACCUUCCUUCUUACAAGACU